AUGUCAAGGUAUUACAAACUACGUCUUCACAAUAAUAUCAAGCUUUUACGAACUACGUCUUCACAGUACCAAGGUAUAACGAACUACGUCUUCACAAUAUCAAUGUAUUACGAACUACGUCGUCACAAUAUCAAGGUAUUACGAACUACGUCUUCACAAUGUCAAAGUAUUACGAACUACGUCGUCACAAUAUCAAGGUAUUACGAACUACGUCUUCACAAUAUCAAUGUAUUAUUAACUACGUCGUCACAAUGUCAAGUUGUAUACGAAGUUUUCCAACCUUCGAACACGCCACAUAGCAGUUUUGUAAGUUGGGAUAUUUGUUAUCAGUGUAAUCUAUCUUAUCGUAUCGUAUCUAUCGUAUUGGCCAUGGAUCCUCGACCUGAAUCGACAGAGGGUGGGUAUGGGGGCCUCCUUCGAUGCCUGGUCCAGGGAUUCAGCGACCAAAGCAAGAAAUUCGAUGAUGUAAACAAGAAAUUCGAUGAUGCAAACAAGAAAUUCGACGGGAGAUUCGACGAGAUAAACAAGAAAUUCGACGAGGUAAACAAGAAACUGGACAGGCAAAACGAAAAAUUGGACAAGACAUCCGACUACCAACACAAGAAAUUGGACAAGCAAAGCGAAAAAUUGGACAAGCAAAGCGAAAAAUUGGACAAGCAAAACGAAAAAUUCGACGAUCUAAAAACAAGUGUUACCAAUUUGAGAAAAAAGGUUGACGAACAGAUUAAACAGUGUAAUGAUUUACAUACAGAACAUCGACUAGUUGCAGAACGAGUUACGGGACUUGAAAUUAUAAACCAAACUAACAAAAUGGUUAUCGAUCGCCAUGAUAAAUCUAUUGAAAGUCUAAAUCAACAGAGAGAAGAAAAGUCUAAACUAAUACCUGUCCAAGCUACAAGUGAUAAAUAA
Messenger RNA from Lottia gigantea (owl limpet), 909 nucleotides. RefSeq lists its product as hypothetical. The coding region runs from base 1 to 909 and encodes 302 amino acids. The record is from RefSeq and is a predicted model, not a curated record. The transcript is spliced from 3 exons. Lineage: Eukaryota; Metazoa; Mollusca; Gastropoda; Lottiidae.